This is a messenger RNA of Platichthys flesus (European flounder), 4131 nucleotides long. RefSeq names its product FH2 domain-containing protein 1-like. The transcript has 12 exons. NCBI's taxonomy places the organism in Eukaryota, Metazoa, Chordata, Actinopteri, Pleuronectiformes, Pleuronectidae. Bases 194 to 2776 code for a protein of 860 amino acids. The record is from RefSeq and is a predicted model, not a curated record.
UCACCCUUUCCGUUGGAGGACUGGGAGCUCAAAGUAGGAAAAGAGGGAAACUCCACAGGAUCAUUACCAGUAAAGUCUGAAUGCAUCAUCCCAACUGAAAAGAUCCUUGACACAACGGCUGCACCGCUCUCCUGUAACAACCGUCAUUCAAGAGCAGCUCAUUCUUCGCUCCAUAGGCUUUAAUCCUGUGUGCAUGUUGUGCGGUGAUGUCUGCAUCCCAAGCCCUCUGAGAGCUCUUCCCCAAAAGAUGCAACCAGGAGGUCCUCCCACUCCGCCCUCGCUGCUGGUAUCAUCUCCACCGCCACCACCACCACCACCACCUGCUCCGGCACCACCCCCUCCUCCUCCACCACCACCUGCCCCUGGCUUUCCUCCACCCCUAAAUGGCCUGGGCAUCAAUUUCAAGGGGGAGCGGCGGCGCUCCAAGAUGCGCAAUUUCAACUGGGAAACGCUUCCCAAGCACAGUGUGGUGGGAAAGCACAACAUCUGGACCACGGAUAAGAUUGACGGGGAGUACAAGCUGGACACGGAUCACAUGGAGGAGCUGUUCAGCCACAAGCAGGGCCAGCAGCUCAAGGCCCAGAACCGCCAGAGUCUCAGGUCGCAACCGACGGCCAGUGCAGGAGGGGAACUGGUUUCCAUCCUGAACUCCAAGAGGAGCAUGAACAUUGGAAUUUUCCUGAAGCAAUUCAAGCGGCCUCUGAAAGAAAUGAUCCAAGACAUCAUAUCAGGACGUGGUGACAGUUUUGGCUCAGGAAAAAUUAGGGAGCUGUGCAAGCUGCUGCCAGAGGAAGGAGAGGUCAAGCAGCUGCUGGGUUUUAAGGGUGCGGACUCGGCUCUCCCUGAAGCAGAUCUGUUCAUGCUGAGGCUAGUGAGGAUUCCCAGUUAUGAAGAGCGUCUCAGAAGCCUGGUGCUCAAAGAGGAGUUUUUCCCGCUCAUGGAUGAAAUGAGAGAAUUCAUACGCAUUCUGACGGCUGCUGGACGAGAGCUGUUGGAGUCGGAUAAUCUCCAUUCUGUCAUUCGUCUGGUACUGAAGACUGGAAAUUACAUGAAUGCUGGAAGCUACGCAGGCAGUGCAAUCGGCUUCCGAAUGGCCUCGCUGCUGAAGCUGGUGGACACCAAAGCAAACAAACCUGGAAUGAAUCUGAUGCAUUAUGUCGUGAUGCAAGCUCUGAAUGCCGACAUGGCCCUGCUUGAGUUUCCAGAGCAACUCACACACAUCGUGGCUGCGGCGAGGAUAAAUAAAGGUGAAGUUGAAGCAGAGAUUGCACGACAGGUAAAGAAAGUUCAAGCUGCCAAGGUGGACACCCUGAAGCAGGAAGACCUGAAGACACAGAUGGAGGAUUUUCUAAAAGAGGCUGAGGUCUGCUUGGCCGAAGUGGAGAACGAUUUUCAGGAACUGCAGUCGGUGAGUGAUACUGUGGCCGAUUACUUCUGUGAAGACCCAAGCAAGUUCAGACUGGAGGAAUGUUGCUCCAUUUUCAACUCCUUCUGUGAAAGGUUCCUGCGGGCCGUGCAGGAGAACAAGGCACGAGAGGUGGCAGAUGUGAAGCGGAGACACAGAGACAGAUUACAGAUCUCUGCCAAGCGAAGGUCCACAGCUACGUGCUCCAGCAGAGACAAGGAAAUGGACGGUGUCGCAUUAGAGUCCGUCCUGCAGAACCUCCUCACCAGACGUGGCUCCCGCAGGAGAUCUGAAAGACCAUCGUCCACUCAAGGAAGCCCGAUGAGCUGCAGCCCAGACAAAGGGAGCUUAUCAGAAAUCACCUCACAGGCAAACCUCCCCCCUGCAAAUGAAAAGGGAGGUGCCUCAUUUACAGCCCACGAGAUUUUCAGAAAAGAAUGGAAUUCAUCAGCUGAAAGCACGGGCAAGGUUUCACAAAGCAAAGCCCAGUCAAACGUCGAGGACAGCAAGCCAAUAAGUGUGAUUCCUCAAGAAGAAGAGGAGAUGAAAACUUCCAGUAAAGAGGAAUCUAAAGGAUUUACACAUCCGGCCAAUAGGACCCCCAGCACUUCCUCCUCAGGCAAACAUUUGUCAACCAACACUGAUGAUGAUGAUGAGGAGGAGGAGAGCAUACAGGACAAUAAUGAGGAGGAAGCCCAAAAGUUGCGAGAGGCAUCUAAAAAAGUGUUGCACUUUCAAAGGAGUCGUGGCAGUUCCUCGUCUGUGGAUCAUUCUCUGGAAAAUCAGAAAGCUCCUGGUCAUGGCCCCAUGUUGAUUCGUCAGCGCACCUUCAAUGAGGAAACCGACCGCUACCCUGGAGAUCCAACCAAUGAUGAAUUGAUCCGGUUUCUGAUCAGCCCCCCCGCCACGCCAAAACGCAACCUGGGCCGCCGCCACACACUGCCUACCAAAGUCUCUAAAACCGAUGAAGAGCAGGAUAUUCUGUUUGAUCUGUCUCCAAUCAGAACUCCUAAUACUGCGAGAGCAGAGUUCACUGAGAACAGUCCCCCAAAACAAGUGUUUGACUUUAAUGAGGCUUCUCCCAACCUUAAAAAAACGGACUCUCAAGAUAGUAGUUUGACAGAAGAGAAGAAAAACCAGCCGAGUGUUUCCACAGCCCAUACGACACAUGAAGGGCAGGGGGAGCGAAACCAGGAGUCGACGGAGCCCACAGAAAACCACGUGCAGAAGAACAGUGAAAACAUCGCCCCAAAGAACUCGUGGACUAAGACCGACACGACUGGACUGUUUUUGAGCUUUUUCAAACGUCUUGGAGACAUGGGCAAACAUCAGAGCAGCAAGGAAACUGUUCAAAAGGGCUCUGGUGUAUAGACUUGGAAAGAUAAGACAUUUAAAGCCAGGGAAGGGAAUACAAUGUUGAUUGAGAUUUCCUCAUUGUGCCGAUGGUGUAGUGAUGGGCCUUGAAGGUAAGAAGAAGUCCAAGAUGGUUGGAAAAAUUGAGAGAAGGUUUGAAGAAGACAGAGAAGGUUUGAAGAAGACAGAGAAGGUUACAAGAAGUCAGAGAAGGUUAGAAGAAGACAGAGAAAGUUAAAAGAAGACAGAGAAGGUUUGAAGAAUUGAGAGAAGGUUUGAAGAUGACAGAGGAGGUUACAAGAAGUCAGAGAAGGUUAGAAGAAGACAGAGAAGGUUAAAAGAAGACAGAGAAGGUUUGAAGAAUUGAGAGAAGGUUUGAAGAUGACAGAGGAGGUUUGAAGAAGACAGAGAAGGUUACAAGAAGUCAGAGAAGGUUAGAAGAAGACAGAGAAGGUUAAAAGAAGACAGAGAAGGUUUGAAGAAUUGAGAGAAGGUUGGGAGAAUUCAGAGAAGGUUCAGGAGGUUCAUUAAUGGACGGUGCUGUGUAGCGGAAAGGUCAUUGUGCAUGUUGUACCACUAGAUGGCAGAACAUAGCAGGAACAGUGUUGUUGAGGAGGGGUGUUGUUGAUUUCCAGACAAUCUGUGUAUUGCCGUGUAAACAAAAGAAAAGAAUGAUGGAAACGCUCACCGUAAAAAAUGGAGUCGUAACUUUCUAUCCAAGGUGGAUAAUGUCUACUGGAUGGUUGGAUAAGUGAGUUAACACCAUCAGUGUUUCUAAUAUUGUAAAAUGAUUGCUGAGCAUGAUAGGAGGCAAUAAUAAUAGAGUAAUCAAACUGCAUUAAAUCUUGGUUUGAUUGUUAUUUUUGAUACUUUGAUAAACUUGUACUGUUUGCUUGAAUACAACACUGUUAUUUUAAUAAUUACGUCAUUAAUAUCUAUGUUUUUUUUUGUUCUUCCUGUUUGGUCUCCUCCCUCAGCUGUUUUUACAGAGGCACAUGUAAAAAAGUGCAGAAGGUCGUUGAUGCUCUCAGGGUCUGACUCAAUCCAGCCAUUGUUGCCAUUUUAAAUGGGGUCAGUGUUACAAAGGCAGCCUGUAUCCGGGCACAGCUGAACCGUGCACUGUCAGUGGCAAAGUGAAGGGUGCGGAUUUCAAAUUGGUUUAAGGGCAAAUGCCCCCUGGUUUCCAAUGAUGGAGAGAACCAGCCUGUCUGUGUCCUACACACUGUCUGUGCCUCUGCCGGGCUUCAACGACCUUCUGUGUUCUCAUUCCAACUGGAAUAAUCUGAACGUUUAUCAUAUUUAUUUGAUAAGAAAAUAUUUAUAAGAUGCAUGAACACUGAAAUUACAGAGAUCCAAAGAGUAUUGUGACCAAA